This is a messenger RNA of Dermacentor albipictus, 1362 nucleotides long. Its product is annotated as rhodanese domain-containing protein CG4456-like. Lineage: Eukaryota; Metazoa; Arthropoda; Arachnida; Ixodida; Ixodidae. The record is from RefSeq and is a predicted model, not a curated record.
CGCGCGCUAGCUGAUACACGAGAACCGGAAAAACAGGAGUUGUCUGGUGAAAGGAUUAUGGCGUUGUGCCAAUUGCAAGCCAUCCUGCGAACCCAAGCUCCCCGAUGUCUUUGGAGGCACAUAUUACUGCUUAGAAAUCGAUCCUCUCAGGAGGAGCUGGCGUGCCUACGGUCCUGUUCAACCUCCAGAAGCUACACAUUUGCACAAGAAACAGUCAGACUGAGCACUACAAAAAGGAGACUACUGGGCAAUGCUGACUAUGCCAAAAUGUCGCAUCAGAUGACAAAAGCCUAUAGCACAAGCCAUUGUGAAGAUGCUGCCUCAUUGGAGAAGUUGAGUUGUGACUACGAAGAAGUUAAGGACUUACUGCAGAAAGGGAAAGCUUUCUUUGUUGACGUGAGAGAGCCAAAAGAACUUGUCAACGAUGGGCGCAUACCAGGUUGUGUCAACAUCCCAUUGAAUGAUGUUGGUUCUGCCUUGGAGCUGCCACCAGAGAAGUUCAAGGAAAAGUAUGGCCGUGACAAACCAUCUCAGGAUGAUCCUAACCUCAUUUUCUCAUGCCGGAAAGGUGUGCGUGCCACGAGUGCCAUGCAGACAGCUCAUGCCAGAGGAUACCAUGCUGCUCGGUUCUACAGAGGCAGCUUCUGUGACUGGGAGGAGCGUGGAGGAGAGGUGAUCAAGGGAUGAAUCCUACCAUUUGCUGCAAAGUGUGUUGCAGGACUUUUAAGCAAGACUGCUAGCUUACACUGAGUAGCACAACCACUUGCACAUUAAAGAUCUCCUGGUGGUCAAAAUUAAUCUGGAGUCCCCCACUACAGCUUGCCUCAUAAUCAAGUUGUGGUUUUGGCAUGUAAAACCCUAGAAUUCAUUCAGAUAUAUGGAGCACUCUGGCUUUUGUAUUACUGCCAAUGGACCUGUAGCAAAAUAAGUGCAGAUAGGGAAGCCAUAGUUUUUCAGUACUAGUAGUCAUUUAAUACACUGGCUUAUAUUUAAAAUGGAGGCACAGAGCCUUAGGCAAAUGAUAUGCCUUAAUUUUAUUGUUUCUGUUAGUCCAUGUGAAUCAAUCUGGAGGCCUUAGAUAUUGAAAUUUUUAAAGGUGCCUUGCCCAUGUAGUACAUAUGUGAUUCUUGGCAGUUCUUGUGCUCUCUAGUGUUGUUUAGUUUGUCAGAACAGUGUUGAUUGAGACAGGACAAUUUUUUUUUUGUAACUGUCUACUUUUGUAUCUUUAAGGCUUAGAAAUCUACAUGCAUCAAGAGCAUUUUCUGGUUUACGUAUUCUUGGCAUCUGUCACACAUAAAAUAGCAGACUAUUCAUACUGAGUUGUGCAGGCACACUACAAAAUAAAAUUUGUUAGUUGGUGUC